AUGAACAGAAGUUCUAACGGCUGCUGGACUUGUCGACUACGGCGCAAAAAGUGCGAUGAGCAUCGUCCUAUUUGCAAUGAGUGCAUGACGCUCCACAUCUCUACCUGCAAUUACGGCGCCAAGCCGGCAUGGAUGGACGGCGGUAUAAAGCAGGAAGUCAUGACCAAGAAGAUCAAAAACGAGGUCAAGCAGCAUGCUCCUUAUCGCCGCCGUGGUAAACGGGAGUCGACUACCUCUAAUCUCAACGUUUCUAUUCCAGGACUUGCAGAUCGGAAGAUCGCUAGUUUCAAUAUCCCUCUUCCAGAAUCUGAAGUUCAAAGUGAAGUCAGUUCGUAUACACAUGAUACUAGCGCGACUUCUCCAGAUAUCUCGACUGUCGCUUCUCCUGUUAACACCCAAAAGAUCUGUAAGCAAGUACUACAGAUAAGACCAUUCGCACAGUCGGACUCAGUGCUACUUGUUUUUUACCUCGAACGCAUCCUUCCGUUUCUAUUUCCUUUCUAUCGGCCUGCGCCACUUCAUGGCGGCCGAGCAUGGAUUUUGGAUUUGGCUAUCAGCAGCCCUGUCGUCCGUCAAGCUAUCCUUUGCCAGAGCUCAUAUUUCUUUGCAUUGGCACACGGAACUUCUACCAUCAAAGACGAUCGUAUGUGGGAAGCUUUACUCGAGCAAACGAGAGAUGCUUUUACCAUGUUACGCAAUUCUAUAACAAUCAUCGAGAGCUACAACGAAAAUGAGCACAUACUUGGUAGCGUUCGCGCUAUGGCUGCUGUCAUGCAGCUACAACGUUUUGAAAUUGCCAUCACUUCAUUUGACAAUUGUCAAGCGCAUCUCAAUGCUGCCUUAACAAUUUUCAGGAAAGUCGUUGAUGUCGUUGGAGCUGACAACCUAGCUAGCUCUUCCAACACAUUUCAAAGUAUUCUCAGUCUUCUGGGUCCACCUACAUGGAUUCUGCCGGCCCAACAAGCUGAGAUAUCCAGCUCUGAGCAAGCUGCUUUUCGCUUCUCAACAGCUCUGUUGAUUUUCGAUGACAUCAUCGCCAGUACCGCUUUCCAGGAGCGUCCGAAGUUGUACGACUAUCACCAAAGCCUCCUUUGUAAAAGUGAUGGGGUCGAUGCUGUCCCUCCUAUCAACCUUGAAACUACUGUGGGGUGUCAGAAUUGGGUGCUCAAACAAAUUGGCGAGAUCGCAGUUUUGGAUGCAUGGAAAAAACACUGCAAAGCAGCUGGCAAUCUGGAUGUUAUUGAGCUAGUACAGCGCGCAGCAGCAAUCAAGAAAACGCUAAAGGCUCAUGUAUCGCGUUUUGAAUCCGAUCUGGUAUCUGUACCCCAGGAGAGCAACUUACUGGACGACAUGUUUGCAGCGGAAGACUACACUGGACAAGCUCGGACAAUCGCUCGGCAAACCUCAUUAGUAACACGGAUUUGGGCACAUAGUACCUUCCUUUACCUGUCUGUUGUCGUAUCCGGGUGGCAACCUGCCAACCCUGAUGUGAGGUAUCAUGUAGCUCAAGUUCUCGAGCUGUUGACGCAUCAUGUAUCACCUCCAGCAUUAUUGCGGACAAUGGCCUGGCCAUUUUGCGUCGUAGGAUGCUUGACGGAAUCUGCGCAAAAAGCCCGGAUACGCGACAUGGUAGAUUCUCUACGACCGGCCAGCCGCUUCAGCACUGUACGCCGCGGGUUCGAUAUUAUAGAAAAGGUGUGGAACGAUAGGGCCAUGGGCAAUGCUGGCGAAUUCGCUACAUAUUUUCGAAGUGACACCACUCUUGUGCUACUCGUUUGA
Messenger RNA from Botrytis fragariae, 1779 nucleotides. RefSeq names its product putative c6 transcription protein. The record is from RefSeq and is a predicted model, not a curated record. Gene Ontology annotation, molecular function: zinc ion binding; transcription cis-regulatory region binding; DNA-binding transcription factor activity, RNA polymerase II-specific. NCBI's taxonomy places the organism in Eukaryota, Fungi, Ascomycota, Leotiomycetes, Helotiales, Sclerotiniaceae. Gene Ontology annotation, cellular component: nucleus. Gene Ontology annotation, biological process: positive regulation of transcription by RNA polymerase II. The coding region runs from base 1 to 1779 and encodes 592 amino acids. The transcript has a single exon.